UUUUCUAGUCGGUGGUAAAAAACGUGUCGGACCACCAUACCCAAUGAGGAAUAACGUCUAUAAAAGAAACAUUUUGUUGAGUAAUAACCGGUUUUGAGUUGAUUUGGUGAGCAAUUUCGGAAAGAUUAGAGAUAUGUUGGAUUCUUGGCAGUGUUAGCUUAUUUUCAACAUGUUCGCCAAACCGUUUCGUGUCAAGUCCAACACCGUAAUCAAAGGAUCAGACAGGAGAAAGCUAAAAGCUGACUUAUCUGCAGCCUUUCCUUCACUUUCUGCUGACGAGUUGUCAGAGCUGAUUCCCAACAAAGAGGAAUUAAAUGUAGUGAAGAUUUAUGCACACAAGGGAGAUGCUGUGACACUUUAUGUCCUUCAUAAAAAUCCUCUUUUCUUUGAGCUGGAAAAACAGCUCUAUCCUACAGUGUAUUUGCUUUGGCGCUUCCCUGGUCUCCUACCAAUAUUUACAACAUGGUCUCCUGUGCUUCAGAAGCUGAUAGGAGGGGCAGAUCUCAUGCUGCCAGGUGUGGUGGUGCCUUCAAAUGGCCUCCCGGAUGUGAAUCGGGGGGGUUGCUGCGCUGUUACAGUUGUGAACAAUAGAGCUCCUGUUGCUGUGGGCACAGCUGCAGUUUCCACCGCUGAGAUGCAUAAUUUGGGAAUGAAGGGAAGAGGAGUGUGUGUUCUCCACACAUACAUGGAUAACUUGUGGGCUUUUGGGGAUAAGUCAGCUCCCCCUUCUCUACCAGACCCAGAGAGCGAAGAACAAGGGCCGAAUGGAGAGGAAAGUGAGACAGAAGAGAAAGUGGAGGAGAAUGUUGAGAAGAGUGUGGAAGAACAACACAAUCCUGAUCAGAUGGUUACAGAUGAAGUCUGCUCCAGUGUCGAAGAGCUGAACCUGGCUGAAAAGGGUGAACAAGAGGAUGAGGAAGAGGAGGACCAGAAAACACCUCAAGAGAUCAUGGACGCCCUGCUGUUUCAGUGUUUCCUCCAUGCUCUCAAGUGCAAGGUGAAGAAGUCAGAGCUCCCUCUGCUGACCAGUACAUUUCUCCGCAACCACAUGUUUUCCUGCUGCCCAAGUGGAAAGCAACUGGAUAUCAAGAAAUCUAGUUACAAGAAGCUGUCUAAGUUUCUACACACCAUGCAGCAGCAGUAUAACCUGGUACGAAUCAAAGAACUGACUAAGGGUGUGGAGAGCAUUGUGGAGGUGGACUGGAAAAAUCCAGAACUGCGUUCCUUUAAUGUUCCUGAAGACACGGCUUGUGAGGCUGUUCCGGCGCAGGACGGAGGGGAAGCAGAGGUUCAGUACUGUCCCCCUGAGAUCACAACUUUAUACUCGGUGUCAGCUCGUGUGGAACCUCUUUUCCUGGAUGUGAACAAGAGGAAAGGAACAAUACUCCAGCCCGCUGAAGUGAGAAGUAUUGUUACUGAAUAUGUCAAGAAGAAUGAAUUAGUGGCUGAAAAUAAUAAAAAUUACGUGACCAUAAACCCUACUCUAUGUGACUGCCUGCUGGAGAAAUCUGAGUACCAGGAGAUAGAGUGUCUUAAGUGGGAUGACCUCUUCAGCAGAACACUGGGAAAAAUGCAGGAGUGCUAUCAAAUAGUUUUCCCUGGACAAACCCCCAUUAUAAAGAAGGGUCACAUUGAGCCCAUUGACAUCUCCGUGGCUUCUCGAGGCUCAAAUAAAAAGGUGACUUUAAUAAAGAACCUGGAAGUGUACGGUUUGGAUCCCACCGUCGUGUCUAUAGCUCUGCAGCACAGAGUUCAGGCCAGCUCUGUUUUACAGCCUAUCCCUGGGGCUAAGGACAAAGUCCUGGUCCAGAUCCAAGGAAACCAGAUUCAACAAGUCAGCAAUUUGCUGAUAGAUAAUUAUCAAAUUCCUCGCAAGUACAUCCAAGGAAUAGACAAAGCUCCAAAGGGUGGGAAGAAGAAGUAGCGUUUGUACAUCGUCUGCCAGCCAUUUACUGGAUGUAAAAAUAACAAAAACCUGUUUAUGUUCAUUAAAAUAAACUGAAGCUCA
Molecule: messenger RNA, 2008 nt
Organism: Sphaeramia orbicularis (orbiculate cardinalfish)
Lineage: Eukaryota; Metazoa; Chordata; Actinopteri; Kurtiformes; Apogonidae
Gene: eif2d
Product: eukaryotic translation initiation factor 2D
Exons: 15
Coding region: 170-1924 (584 amino acids)
Biological process (GO): formation of translation preinitiation complex; translational initiation
Molecular function (GO): RNA binding; translation initiation factor activity
Source: RefSeq, a predicted model, not a curated record